AUGGGUUCCAGCAAAACUGGCCGAAGUAGCCGUCCAAAGCCGUCCGACGUCGCCUUGGACACGAAGCGCAACUUUAUUCCGCUGCUCAAUGCCAGCUACGCCGACUCAUAUCCGCCUUAUUCCAUUCUCUACAGAGAGCCUCUCCUGCAGUUGCCCGUCAAGCGGCGGGCGAGUAUCCGCCCGCCAUUCUUCCGCGUCGAGCACGGCGACCCCGUCAUGAGAGCCAUUCACUAUGCCUCCGUGGACUCGCAAGCGAGCGAAAGCACAGGGGGGCCUCGAAUUCGCAUUCCAUUUAUCUGUGCUGCUAAUGAGCGCCGACCUGGCGGCGAUUGGGAAAUCGGCUCCCUCCUCUACGAAGAGAAGCUGUGCAGGCGCAGCAAUCUGUGGGCAACCCUCUCAACGCCGCUACCGCAAACUGGGGAAGAGACCAACUAUCCAAUUCCAUCGACUGGGGGGGUGUUUUCUGAUGCUGUAGUCGUCUGCCGUGGGCCCCAUGACCGUUACGAGAAGCUUGACCGCUGGUACGACUUGCCAGUGCUAUCAAUGCCACCAACCCGUUGGCCGAGGCUUAAGGACAAUGGAACAUCCUACUCGUUCGAAGCCGAGCGCCAACAAAUGAAGGACAAGAUUCGGGGUGCUCUGCGAAUAUGUCACUAUAAUGGCUAUGAUCGCGUCGUUGUUGGAGAUUUUGGCUUGGGUAACGGCUGUCGCAAUCCACCACAGCAGCUGGCCGAAAUUUGGCGUGAAGUUCUCCUCUUCGAUCCCGAUCUUCGCGGCCAGUUUGUCUAUGUCAUGUUCAUCUUCGAAGACGCUACACUGAACACGACAGAGUACAUCCUGGAAGAGUUGAUAAAAAAAGAGCAAAAGUCAAGGACAUAUUCAAAAGGCGACUUGAACUCGCUCCUGCGACACGCGCCUACCGACAUGUCCAUCUUUGAGAGGGUAUUUGAUGCAAGCGAGAUCGAGCGCGUCAUUAGCGAGCCAGACCCUCGGUACGGCCUCCAGAUGAUCACCAGCUGA
This is a messenger RNA of Akanthomyces muscarius, 1020 nucleotides long. RefSeq lists its product as uncharacterized. The record is from RefSeq and is a predicted model, not a curated record. The transcript has a single exon. Lineage: Eukaryota; Fungi; Ascomycota; Sordariomycetes; Hypocreales; Cordycipitaceae. The coding region runs from base 1 to 1020 and encodes 339 amino acids.